Lagopus leucura (white-tailed ptarmigan) is the source of this 1603-nucleotide messenger RNA. RefSeq names its product vestigial like family member 1 (gene VGLL1). Gene Ontology annotation, cellular component: nucleus. The transcript has 5 exons. The coding region runs from base 249 to 977 and encodes 242 amino acids. The record is from RefSeq and is a predicted model, not a curated record. Gene Ontology annotation, biological process: regulation of transcription by RNA polymerase II. Lineage: Eukaryota; Metazoa; Chordata; Aves; Galliformes; Phasianidae.
AGUGCAUUUCAUGCAUUCUUAGUAGAUAGGCUGAAGGAAACGCCUAGUUCAGUCACUGCUAGAGGCUAGAAAGCGUGCGGGGAGUUCAUGAACGCCGCUCAUCUCCUGCAGUCACCGUGCUGUGCAUGUAGCUGUCGGGGGGAAGGAUUGCACACCACUGGGCACAGCAUGACCACCCCACCUGCAGGACACCUCACCUGUGUGCCACAGCUCGUCACAGUGAGUUAAGGGGCUGCUGCUUAUUGAAAAUGGAGGAAACAAGGAAGCUUUCUCCAAAGCCGUGUAAGAGCAAAGAGCCUGUGAAAACAGAAUGGGGAGCUCAGAGCGUCGUCUUUACGUAUUUCCAAGGAGAUAUUAACAGUGUGGUGGAUGAACAUUUCUCUAGAGCUCUGAGCAAUGCCAGGAACCCACAAGACCUGAGCACAAAGCACAAGAGCGAGGUUGUCGUCCCGAAGCAUGAUAGCAUGUCUCCUCACCAGUGGAAUUUCUCCUCGCAUUGCUCCAAACCAUAUCCAUCAUCCUCCUCUACCAGCAUGUCCAACUCUGCUCUGAAUUUCCCUGCUGUUGCUAUGGCAGGGCAGUACCAGCCAGCAGCUCUGCGUACUCACCCAGCACCGCCUGCAGACCUCUGGCCCUUCCCUUCCCUUGGCACUCCCAGUCUCACCAGCCCUGUGUAUCAUCAUGCCGUGCCCGACCUGCACGUGGUGGAUGAAUCCAUCUCCGACAGGAAAUACGGUUCCCUUCUUGGUCUUCUACAACAGGAACGGUGCCUGAUGUCCAUGCAGGAAUGUGCUGUGAAGCAACACUCGAGUUCUACUUGUAUGACUGGACCUGCUAGAUUACAAAAUAUAAGCCAAAGUUCAGUUCCUGGGGGAGAGAGGAAAGCCAGCUCUUACCAAGGCUCAGAGAACCCCAGCGCAAGCCAUGCCACUGCAGGUAUUCAGAUUCAUGACAGAAGACAGGAUUUGUACUUUUAGCCACGGGACAUUUCUACUUUAUUCCAACAAAGUUCUUGCCAUGAACUGUUCCUAUUUGUGACUGUGAAUCAAGAAGAAAUGAACUGCAGCUGUUCUCUGCUUUGUCUCUCAGAUGGAAGAAUACUAUUUACUGUGUUAGGAAUUAAAAAUUGCUCUCUGUGUUCAGUAAAUAUUUCUAAUAGUUGUGGCAUCGAAACUGAUGGACUGUGUUUGUUGUGAAGAAUCGCUGUUUGCUGUAUGGCUUUCCACACUUAACCCUCUAUGAAAGGACUUUUAGCACUUUUUAAUCACUGUUGAUAAGAAGCACAAUUAUAUCACAGAGGGCUGCAAUUAGCUGCAGCUGCUUAUCUUGAUUUGAUAUCUCUGUAGUGUUUAAAAUAGUUGUAGACCAUGGGCUUCCAUUGCAAAAAAACUUCAAGACAACCAUGAGCCAGAAAAGCUCAAUAUCAUCUUUAGUUUUCCUACAUACAGCAAUUUGUAGCCCAUUACAGCACCUGGGCUGAACUCAUCUAUCAGCAGCUGUAAAAAAGUAGAGUAAGAAAAUCCCACCCUGUAUAAUACAAGUGUACUCUAGUGUAUACAAGAGCUAGCGUAUACAUGAAAAUGCAUGCAAGAGGAACCGUGUU